Messenger RNA from Hibiscus syriacus, 1307 nucleotides. Its product is annotated as tobamovirus multiplication protein 2A-like. The record is from RefSeq and is a predicted model, not a curated record. Lineage: Eukaryota; Viridiplantae; Streptophyta; Magnoliopsida; Malvales; Malvaceae. Gene Ontology annotation, cellular component: membrane. The transcript has 7 exons. Bases 193 to 1029 code for a protein of 278 amino acids.
GGAAAUAGCAAAAACGGGAAAAGGGGUCCGUAUUUUCCCCACUCUUGGAAUCCAUACAUCUCUGAUUUCACUAAACAAUCUCAGCUCCCAAUCGUAAUUACCCUCGCUCUAAACUGUAAUUUUCAAGUUGAUUACAUAGGAUAUACUUAUUAGAUCUGUAAUCGAAAGGAUCGAUAAAGAUCAUUGGUGAGGAUGGCUUGUCGAGGAUGCUUAGAGUGCUUGUUGAAGCUCUUGAACUUCUUGAUGACUGUUGUUGGUUUGGCCAUGGUUGGAUACGGGAUCUAUUUGUUUGUUGAGUACAAAAAUGCUAACGAUACUGCCGAUCUAUUGUCACCUGUGGGCAAUAAUCAAGAUUUGAUACAGUUUGGUAGGCCCAUGCUCAUGGCUGUGUCUCUUUCGUCUGAUAUUUUCGAUAACCUGCCAAAGGCAUGGUUUAUAUACUUAUUUGUUGGAGUAGGUGUGGUUCUCUUUGUUAUUUCUUGUUUUGGUUGUAUCGGAGCUGCAACACGGAAUAUAUGCUGCUUGACUUGUUAUUCUGUUUUGGUGAUCUUCUUAAUCUUGGUGGAGCUAGGAUGUGCAUCUUUCAUAUUCUUCGACAAACACUGGAAAGAAGAACUUCCUACGGAUAAAACUGGAGAUUUUGAUAUGAUAUACAGAUUUCUGGAAGAAAACUGGACUAUUCUCAAGUGGGUUGCUCUUGGAAUUGUUAUCUUACAGGCACUCAAUUUCUUGUUAGUCCUUAUGGUUAGGGCUGCCAACAGACCUGCUUAUUACGACAGUGAUGAUGAGUUUAUUGCACCAAGGCCACAAAUCAGACAGCCUUUGAUCAAUAGGCCACCAGCACCAGCUGCAGGUGUACCUGUUCCCACCCUUGAACAACGGCCCAGCAGAAAUGAUGCUUGGAGUACACGAAUGAGGGAAAAGUACGGGCUGGAUACAUCGGAGUUCACCUACAACCCUUCUGAGUCGAAUAGGUAUCAGCCAGUGGGACAACCAGCAGAAGAAAGGAGUCGGUGCACCAUUAUGUGAUGACAUAUUUUGGGUUUUGUGGAAAUCUUAUUUGGUUAGCACCGGAGAAGAUUGCAUUGUCAAUGGAGUGACAACUCUAUAUAUAUAAGAUGACAGUUCCAUUUCCAUUUUAUCGAGUUUGUGUACAAUACCCAGUUGUGAGGGGCUUGUGCUGUAGAGAACAAAUUACAAACGACUUCCAAAUGCAUAACUGUUGUGUGUAAAAUUUCAGUCGUCCUCUCUUUUUGUUUGCUCACAAUUAGUUUUUUGUGUAAAUUACAUAUUUAGUCAUUCAUCUA